AAUAAAGUCAUGUGGCCGCGUACUCUCACACAGGAGUCUUUCCUGAAGAAGUCAUCGUCUGGCGAACACACUGUGGUGUGUCGCACAAGAUUCUCAAAUAAUGGUAUUGUUGCACGUGCUAUUCGAACAUGCGGCGGGUUACGCGCUGUUCGCCGUCAAAGAGGUUGAAGAGAUUGGAAUGCUGCUACCCCAGGUGGAGGAAAGCGUCCUGAACAUUGGCAAGUUCAACAAUGUAGUGAAACUAGCAGCAUUCUUCCCUUUUAAGUCUGCACAGGCUGCCCUGGAGAACAUAAAUGCAAUCUCUGAAGGAGUUGUGCAUGCGGACCUGAAGCUCUUCCUGGAGACAAAUCUGCCCUCUGGUGGUAAAACCAAGGCAGUGCUGGGUGUGGCAGAUGCCAAAGUGGGGGCUACGCUUCAGGAGGAACUGGAGCUCUCCAUUCAGACCGGUGGUGUGGUAGCAGAGAUCAUCAGAGGUGUGCGUCUGCACUUCCACUCCCUGGUGCGUGGCCUGACUGCGCUGGCGGCCUCCAAAGCGCAGCUGGGUCUGGGCCACAGCUACUCGCGCGCUAAGGUCAAGUUCAAUGUCAACCGAGCCGACAACAUGAUCAUCCAGUCCAUUGCUCUGCUGGACCAGUUGGACAAGGACAUCAACACGUUCUCCAUGCGUGUGCGUGAGUGGUAUGGCUAUCACUUCCCAGAGCUGGUGAAGAUUGUGCCUGACAACUCGACGUACUGUCGUAUGGCCAAGCUGAUCGGGAAUCGGAAAGAACUGAGCGAGGAGAACCUGGAAGCCAUGGAGGAGGUUGUAAUGGACAGUGCCAAGGCCCAAGCCAUCCUAGAUGCUUCCCGAAGUUCCAUGGGUAUGGACAUCUCUCCUAUUGACCUAAUCAACAUUGAGAGCUUCUCCAGUCGGGUCGUAUCAUUGACUGCCUACCGGCUAGAACUCCAGGAGUACCUGCGCUCCAAAAUGACCCAGGUUGCCCCCAACUUGGCUGCUCUCAUUGGAGAUGUGGUGGGUGCACGUCUGAUCUCUCACGCCGGCAGUCUGACGAACCUGGCCAAGUACCCGGCGUCCACGGUGCAGAUCCUGGGCGCAGAGAAGGCCCUGUUCAGAGCCCUGAAGACAAAAGGAAAUACACCCAAGUAUGGUCUGAUCUUCCACUCCACUUUCAUCGGACGAGCUGCUGCCAAGAACAAGGGUCGCAUCUCCCGUUACCUUGCCAACAAGUGCACGAUUGCUUCCCGUAUUGACUGCUUCUCUGAGGUGCCCACCAGUGUGUUUGGUGAUAAGCUGAGAGACCAGGUGGAGGAGAGGCUUGCGUUCUAUGAGACUGGCGACGCACCCCGCAAGAACGUCGAAGUCAUGAAGGAAGCUGUGAAAGAGGCCGGAGAGGUUGCAGCUGAGAUCAAACGAAAGAUGGACAAGAAAGAGAAGAAACGCCUGAAAAAGGAGAAGCGGAAGUCCGAGGCCCUCUCCACAUGCGAGGGAGAGGAGGAAGAGGUCAAGCCCAAGAAGGCCAAGUCCAACGGAGAUGCCUCAUCACAGGAGAAUGGCGAGGCGGAGGCUGAGGUGACGGUCAAGAAGAAGAAAAAGAAGCAGCAGGCUGCCGAGGAGGAGAUGGAAGUGAAAGAGGAGGGUGAGGAGGAAUCUGUGGAGACGACCACUCCGAAGAAGAAGAAAAAAAAGAAGCAGGCUGAAGAGGUGAAGGAGGACGAGGAGGAAGCAGUCUCCGAGAACGGAGUCGAGGAGGACACGCCGUCUAAGAAAAAGAAGAAAAAGGUGAAGGCGGAGGCUGAGGAAGAGACUGCAGAGCCAGUGGCAGAGCCUGUAUCAGAAAAGAAGAAAAAGAAAAAGGCCAAGAAGGAGGCUGAGGACGAGUGAAUGAAUGGUUUCACACCUCUAAGCGAGGGGAAAAUGAACUGAACUGAAUCUUUAUUAUUUUUUUUUCUUAGUAUUGUACAGCUUUCAUUUGUAUUUUAUGUCAUGAGUUCCCAGGUUAUCCUUGCAGGUGAGCAAGGUGGGAAUGAGCUAGGAAAGGCCUAGGUAUACCCGCUAAGCUCUUUGUUUUUUUUAACCAUUGUAUAUAGUGUCUCAGUUCUUCAUGCACCUUCUGACAUUCAGCUUUGUGCCUUUAGGCUCUACAGGAUGUUCCACCAGGCCAUUUGGUCACUAGUGGUCAGUGCUUAAAUUGCUUGGUGGCAUUGUGUGUGCAAACUGUAAUUGUGAAAUCAAAUUAAACCAUGUGGAUUUUGCAGUA
Alosa sapidissima (American shad) is the source of this 2258-nucleotide messenger RNA. It is a transcript of the gene nop56, whose product is annotated as NOP56 ribonucleoprotein homolog. The coding region runs from base 101 to 1882 and encodes 593 amino acids. The record is from RefSeq and is a predicted model, not a curated record. The transcript has 12 exons. Gene Ontology annotation, cellular component: box C/D methylation guide snoRNP complex; small-subunit processome. Gene Ontology annotation, molecular function: snoRNA binding. Lineage: Eukaryota; Metazoa; Chordata; Actinopteri; Clupeiformes; Clupeidae.